UUUUAUCCGCUUUUGCAGCCUUGCAGAAGCUGCUCUGCCUCCCUCUCUCCCUUCCUUUUCAGGUCCUGCACCCUUCAUUAAUUUGGUCUCUGCACCUUUACUAGCAGCCAGAUCCUCAGUCCUAGUUUCUUUUUCUUUUUUGGGGUGGUGGGUGGGGGCGCUCUGUCUACCUUUCCCUUCAGUAUUGCUAUCUGUGCUGCCUCCUUUUACAAACCAACAAACAACCCCUCUUUCAGGCUAGGCCCUAUUAGCCAAGUCUCUGUCAAUCUCCCCUCCUGUGCAACACGUCUCUGGUCACCCUCUGCCCUGGGGGGUUCUGCUGCCUCUGGUGGCAGUAGCUAGCAGCAUGGUAGAGAAGCGGUGUCCACGACUGCAGAGAGAGAGUGUGUACCGCUGGUUUUCUGAGCUGCCUUCUCCUCAACGAGUGGAGUUCCUUUGUGGCCUGCUGGACUUGUGCAUCCCACUUGAGUUACGUUUCCUGGGAGCCUGCCUAGAGGACCUGGCCCGCAAAGACUAUCACUCGCUGCGGGAUUCCGAAAUCAAGGCCAAUAACCCAGCUGAUCUGGGCAGCCUCACCAACCUGACAGAUGAGGUGGUGCGCAGCAAGCUCUUGGUCUCACUUGCACUCCUGGGCUCAUCCCACCGGGAAGCAGCUGGCGUCCUCUUCCGCACACUCACCCAUAUUGACUCUGUCAUCAACAACUAUGGACUGCAGCUCAAUGAGGGCCGGACUGGGGAUGAGUUUUUGCUGCUCUUCACCAUGGCCUCCAACCAUCCUGCCUUCAGUUUCCACCAAAAGCAGGUGCUGAGGCAAGAGCUCACCAAGAUCCAAAACAUCAUUGCCAGUACUAGCAAGAGUCCCAGCACUCCCACAGCUAGCAACAUGGGAACUUGUCCUGGUUGCCACAAGGUCACUCCAAGAUCUGAGACCCCCAUAAACAACAUCGGUAACAGUUUAGAAAAUGCACUACAUACAUCAGCACAUUCCAUUGAGGAGUCAUUACCCAAGAGGCCUUCAGGGAAACACUCCAAAGUGAGUGUUGAAAAAGUGGAACUAAAGGGAUUAUCGCACAGGAAGAAUGAUAGGAACUUUGAAUAUUCCUUUGAGGUCUUAUGGUCUGAUUCUUCAGUGACAUUGGUAACAAAGUCUUCUGCUGAAGUGGCUGAAUUCAUUUCAAAGUUAGGUCAAAUGUACCCAGAAGAAAAAUUGGAGAAAUUCAUUCCAUGCCUAGCUGGUCCAGAUUCAUUUUACUUAGAAAGAAACCACAUGGACCUGGAAUCGGACCUUAGGUAUUUGGCAUCAUUACCUUCCCACAUCUGGAAAAAUGACCACGUCAAGAAAUUUUUCAGCACUUCAUCUCACUCCCAGCAAUUUCAAAGUUCAAGUCCAGGCAACACUUCCCUUUAUAAAGUAGGUACGACGCUGGGUGCUUCCGGAAGACCUAUAUGUGGCGUAGCUGGUAUCCAGUCUUCACAGAACAGUCUCCAGCAUCAUGUGCAGCAUCCGGCCGCUACACCUGUUGCACUCCCCCACUGCACUCAUACAGGUGGGGCUGCAUCCUCACUCACUUGCCGCUCCCAGUUGGAGAACUCUUCAUCGGUAUUGACUCCCAGUCCUCAAACCCCCCAGGAACAAAAUGGGAUUUUAGACUGGCUGCGGAAACUACGCUUGCACAAGUACUAUCCUGUUUUCAAACAGCUCUCAAUGGAGAAGUUCCUGAGCCUUACUGAAGAAGAUCUGAAUAAAUUUGAAUCCCUUACAAUGGGUGCAAAGAAGAAGCUCAAGACCCAGCUGGAGUUGGAAAAGGAAAAGUCUGAGAAACGGACCCUCAAUCCAGCUACAUCCCCUUCCUUGAGCACUGGGGUGGCCAGAGUUCCUCCUACCACUCAUAUUGGUCCUAUCCAAAGCAUUCGUGGUAACCAUACAGCAGAGUUACGUGUUGAUGUUGAUCAGCCAACCCUCUCAACCCCCCGCGAAGGAAGCUCUUCAGAAUACUCCAGCUCCUCUUCUAGCCCCAUGGGAAUCCAUACCCGGGAGGAGAGCUCAGACAGUGCUGAGGAGAAUGAGAGACGUAAGAAAAGCUGUCUCGUUGUGUUGCGGCAUCUAACGCAUUUAAGUGACUGGUCGUACCUGACAUCUGUCUAUCUUGUAGGUUUAGAGGUCCACUUGGAAGCCUCAGAAAAGGAGAAGCCAGUAAUGUUACUGAAUCACUUCAACUCCAGCUCAGCCAGGCCCACUGCUCAGGUUUUACCAGUGCAGAAUGAUGCCGGUUCCAGUCCAUCCGGUCACCACACCUUGCCGGUACAGAUGAUGGCUGCGGGCUCCCCUCACAUCACUCCAAUUAGAAUACUGAACUCUAUGCACAAAUCAGAGCGAGGGAAUACAGACAUGAAGCUCCUUUCGUCAUCUAUGCACUCACUUUUGUCUUUAGAAGACAGGACAAAAUUCUCACCUGGCACACCUCGAAGUGGCAUCAAAAUGGAGAAGAGCUUUGGAAGUACUGUUGUAGAUGGGAUGCCAGCCUCUCCCCAUCAGCCCAUGCAAGUGCUCUCUGGAGUUUCUGAAAAUGGCUCCUCUACACCUUCAAUUAACUUUGGUCCAAGGACCAAAAUGGUACAUGCUUCCACUCUAGACAGAGUGGUGAAAACAACCCAGCAGCCGGGAAUAAUAGUGGAAACAAGCACCACAGCCACUGUAACUUCCAGCUCCAUCUUCCAUGUGGCACGACCCCCCAUAAAACUCCUGGUAUCCUCUUCAGUUCCUACUGAUUCAACCAUUGUGGGGCAGUCUUCCUGCUCUAGUAAUAUGCAAUUCAGUGUGUCCCCAGCAAUAAUAAACCCCCGGACUGCUCUCUAUACAGCCAAUACCAAAGUGGCCUUUUCUGCCCUGAGCAGUAUGCCAGUAGCCCCAAUGCCCAGCAGCAGCUUCUGUGCAAAUAGCAACACUGCCUCUUCUAGCAGUCACCCCUCCACAUCCUUUGCAAAUAUGGCAAACCUACCCAGUUGUCCUGCUCCCAGCUCCAGCCCCACGCUUUCAUCAGCUGCCGAGAACAAUUUCUACAACAGCAGUAGUAGUGGCUCAGGAGGAAGUAUCCCAGUACCAAAUCAGAAUCACCACCAUCACCACCACCAUCAGCAGCAGCCUCCUGGAUGCAUGGUGUGCAGUUCCUGUGGCUGUAGCGGGAACUGUGGUUCAAGCGGCAUGACUGUCAGUUAUGCUAAUUACUUCCAGCACCCCUUUUCCGGACCGUCAAUGUUUACUUUCCCAUUUCUGCCCUUCAAUCCACUGUGCAGCAGUGGCUACAUCAACACACAGCAGUACAACAGCAGCUCAGCUUUCCCUAUGGUUCACUCUCCUUACAACAGUGGCAUAACACCAGACUCUGUCAUGAGUGGGCAGUCUACGUUUGCAGUGCCACCAAUGCAAAGCUUUAUGGCAAGUACAGCAGGGGUGUAUCAAGCACAGGGGAUGAUGAGCAACAACAGUGGUACAGGCCAUAAAAAGAAUGGGAAUCUGUCCUGUUACAAUUGUGGAGCCAGUGGUCACCGAGCUCAAGACUGCAAGCAGCCACCAAUGGAUUUCAAUCGACAAGGUACAUUUCGGUUAAAAUAUGCUCCACCAGCUGAAAGUUUAGAUUCCACAGAUUGACAGUAACUCCAUGGACUUCAUUUUUUGUGAUGGCAAAAGCCCAUGGAGUAAUUACGGAAUUUCAAAUUGGAAUCUGAGAAGUCCACUUGUUGAGCUUAUUAACAUUAUUUUUUUAAUCCAAAGGUGCUCUACUUCACUACACUAGGAAGAAACUGAAGCUUAGGGGUUUAUCAAACCCAUUUUUACUGAUUUGCCAAAAUUAUAACAUGGAUCUUAAAUGUUGGACCUUCCAGAUGGGAGGUGAAACUGGCCAACUACCCUUUUUGUUGUAAACAAACUCCUGCACUUUUGCUGAAGAAUGUUGCCAUACUUCGAUCUUCUGUGCUGGAAACUCGAACUCCCGGGCAGCUAUGUUGUAAUCUGGAGUGAGAGCUAGAGGUUGACGGUACAGUAGCCAUUUGCCUGCUGGACUCUGACAUUUGAGGCUAGGUAAACAUGUCUACUUUUUCUCAAAAACAAAUCAGGCACUACACUCUGGGAUUUUAAAGGAUUGCACUACAGAAGAAUGUAUAAUUCUAUCUGCACUUUUAGCAGACUGAGAUCAGUGCGAGAGACGUUCCAAUGGUUGGAAAUAGGCACCAGCAGGCUAUGUGAACUUCUAAUAAAGAAAUCUUAACCCUCCCUCUCUUCCAAAAGAAAAAAAGGUAGAAGUUUCAAUUCAUUCUAGAAAUGGUUAUGCAAUGCUUGUCGGCAUUUAUUUGUCAGUCAUGGAUUAAACUUACGUUUCUAAGGGUCUAGUGCCAGAGACUGAGCUCAAACAGGUCUUUUAAAAAAUACUUUUCCUCUACAACUUUCAAAUCUUACCAUAUAUUUAGUUUCUGCCACAGGAAACAGUACUCUACCUUUGAAAGCCAGUUUUAAAACACAGACUCCUGCAGCAGAGUUUGCAAGUUGUUGCUUUACUUUGCAUAGCAAAAGUCUUUCUACAAGGGCUCUUGCUUACAGGAUAUAGAAGUCACAAAGUAAGAAACAGCUGUACAUCUUAACCACAACUCGGGUUUGUAGUCUGCCUCCUUCAUUUGAAAUACGUAGAGUAUUGGCUUCGAUGUUAACUAGUUAGAAUUCUUUUCCACUGACUAAAGCCAGCAAAGCUCAGAACUGAAACAUUGUAGACCUACCUGGUCAAAAGGAGGCAUACCUUUUUGUAUUCAUGCUGAAUUGGUUGUAGCUAUCUUCUUUCAUUGAUAGGGCUGAAGUUUAAACUGCCUCACAUGGGACAUUUUAGUGGCUGUGCACAAUGUUACUAUGGAAGUGGCAAAUGAGUAUUUCUGCUUCAAGGUAUUGUAUGGUUGAAGGUGCAGGGAGGUGGGGUUGGCUGCAUAUCCAUGAGGUAGUAAAACAGUGGAUCUUGUGGAAAUAAUGGUAGUAUUGGCAGAAAACCAGGUACUCCACUAUUGUUUUCUAUAUCAUCAGAGAUAAGCUCUAUUAUCCUUACCUGUUGCCUUUAAAAAACAAACUGGUUUAUUCUCUUGGGUGUAGGCAUUCAACGGGUUUUGCAUAUUCAACUCUGGGAGAAGCUUAGCAUGAGCUUCCUGCCAUUUCUCAGCUUCAUAGAGACCCAAGUCCAAAGUUGUAAAAACACAUGGUUUGUAGCAGCCCUACAUCCAACUUCAGUUAUUUCUAUGCAAUGAAGUGCUAGACUUUCAUAUCCUGUUUGGCUUUACCAAAACAGUAUUACAUAUAGGGUUAGAUCCAGCCCAUGAUUUUUAAUUAUGCUUGUAAUGACUGAACCUCUAAGACGGCUAAUAGAAGUGGAUACUAUUAGGAAACUUGUAGAACUACAAGAGGUAAUGAGAACUGACAGAGCAAUUUACUUUGCCUUAAUGACCCUGAUUGACAUCAGCAGAAACAUGCCACUCUGUACUAAAUCUGUCAGUUAUUGUUUACUCUUAAAAGUUGGGAGCCUUUCCAUUGGCCCAAAAUGUGCUAAAAGCAAAAUGUAUCGGUUCUUAAACAGAAAUAACCCAACACCAUACAAAC
This is a messenger RNA of Zootoca vivipara (common lizard), 5629 nucleotides long. RefSeq names its product zinc finger CCHC-type containing 14 (gene ZCCHC14). Gene Ontology annotation, molecular function: nucleic acid binding; zinc ion binding; phosphatidylinositol binding. NCBI's taxonomy places the organism in Eukaryota, Metazoa, Chordata, Lepidosauria, Squamata, Lacertidae. The record is from RefSeq and is a predicted model, not a curated record.